GGCCUCAGGCGGGCAUUCAAUAAUUUUUUUUCUAGUAAAGGAAAGAAAGCUUUCGAUCUUGAUUUAUAUUAACGUUAAAUACUUUUUUUUCAAGUAUUUAACAAAGCAAUAUUUAAUUAUUGCUUCUUGAAACAGAUUUUCAUUUUAUUAUUUCCCUCAUCGUCUAAACAUCUUGUUAAAAUGGCUCAACAACAAUUACAAAAAUAUGAGCUUACUCCACCAAAAAAUUUAGUUCGUCUUCACAAAGAGAGUAUCGAGUUAGGCUUUCCCGAUUUUUAUCCUCCAAAAUCCGGUCAGGAUGAAGACCAGAUGACCGAAGAAAAUGUAAAAAAAGGAUUUAUUGAUUCCCCAUUCGUUCAAAACGAACAUUUUUCUGCUCACGAUGUGAUAUUUGAUGAAUUAAAGAAACCCGAUACUUUAAAGAACCUUGGUGAUUUCAUGACAGAUGUAAUGAAACGCAAAAAUGAAACGACUUUCCAAGGAUCUUCGCAAUUUAUGGGUCCGACCAUUGUAUGGGUCACUGUUGAAGAACGAGACAAAUGGUUGCGAGACCUUGCUGGAAAUGUACCGUUGAAAAUAUUAGCAAGGAGCGUUCCUAAAGGCGUUGAUGGUAAAGAUUUGCUCGAAUCUGUCACGUUAUAUCGUGUUCCACUGGCUCGUGCAACAUGGUUUACUAAAGUUGUCGGCAUAAAUAAAAUAAUACAGCGUGGAAAUACAGAUUAUACGAAGGAAUGGACAAGUAUAUUUUAUCAUUUCAUACGGGAUCAAAGCUUAAGCCAUGAUCCUGAUAAAUGGCGAUAUAGUAUAUUGCUUGCCAAGUGGCAAUUCGAUGAACAGUUACUUGACCAACGACUGUUAAGAUUUACGUUGGAACAGUUGGACGAAGCUGAUCAUUGUCAAACCCCAAUGUGGCUUUGGUUGGUUCAGCAGUUUCUUUCUGAAUUUCAAAGGUCACGAACUUUGAUGCGUUUAUUAAUCGAAAUUAUAAUUAAGAAAUUACAAGACAUACAUCAACAUCCUCAUAUAAUAAUAAAACUUGAACUAGUCGUAAAGCUGUUGAAAAAUAUGUUACAUACUCUAUUUAUUACAACACCCGAUAUGUUUGUAUUUCCGGUAUGUUGGAAUACGUAUAAAGAUUUACUACGCGUUGUCCUAGUUGAUGAUGAUUCUAAAACCGAUCCUCCGAAUUUAAAACAUCAAAGAGAGCGGUAUUUUGAAGCGGUUCGUUCAAGAAAUGAAAUAUUUGAUGAUAAAAAAAUAAAUCCGCUUGGAAUGAGUAAUGCUCGAGAUGCGUUAGAUUCUAGGAUGAUAAGUAUUCUAGACAAAAUAACUUAUCGUAUCGAUUACCAUAAUAUUACAGCCGAAUACUUCCGUACAAAUAGUAAUUUCCAAAUGAUGGAAAGGGAAGUUUCGAGACAUAUUCACACACUAUGUCGUUGGACUAUAACACCCUUUCGAGAAGGAGAUUUUCGAGCAUAUUCUGUAAGUACAAUACUGGAUAUUUGGAAAAAUGGAGUAUCUGAUGUCAAAGAAAAGUUGGAACGAGAAACUAUUAUUCAAUCUUCUUUAGUUGAAUUUUUGGACAUAUACCCAUUUGGAGUAAACGGACUUAAUGAGCGAGAAGAAUCAGAAGCAAUAGCCAGGCUUUUUGGAGUGCUCACAAAAAAUGGUCAUUUUUCGUAUCAAAGAUAUUUACAACGUUUGAUUGCAAGAGGUGACGUCAGACCUGAGAAGCGGACUACGGAGAGAUCUCUUCGUCAUUUAAGAUAUGUGAAGUGGUUUGCAAUUUAUGAAACCGACUUACAUGAUUUAAAUCAUAGUAUAAAUCAACGAUGGCAUAUUUUGUAUGGUAUUAAUAGUAAGGAUACCUCAGACAAAAAUACAACCGAUACUUUAUCCAAUAUUGUAAGCGAAAAGUUACCUAAUGUGUUUUCUCCAAAAGCAAAGGAUAUGAAUGCUCCAAUUGUAGAUGAUCCUGGAUCCGACUUUAAUUGUUUGAUUAAUUUUGACGAUUCAUCCCUUGAAUUUAUUCAGAAUGCGACAAAAUUUUGUCAAUUUCGUGUGGUACAAGAAUUUUUAAUUCCAUCUGUAAAAAGAUUUGUGCAAAAUACUCCUAUCGAUGAUACUAACUGGAAGAGUCUGGCGGAACCGGGAUCAUCUUUAUUAAACGCACGUCAACUUGCUACAAUAGUUCAAUUCAUUGAAUUAACAAAAGAUUAUAGUUCCUUGCUAGAGCUUAUAAUAUGGGUUCUUGAAAAUUCUAUGGAACGAACUCUUUUCCCAUUGAUUGUCGAUACAAUCAAAAGAUAUGAAAUGAUCUGGGAUGCUAUGGGUAAAUCCGAUGGAGUUUUCGAUGUACUUAUGAAGAAGAACGACCAAUUACGAGAAAAACGUGCAACUGAAAUUUGCAUUGUUAAAUAUCUGUCAGGCGUAAUUCAAGAUCCGGAAAAAAAAUCAAAACUGGAUCAUGAUUAUUCACAAUUUCCGACAAAGUCGCCAUUAUCUGUAACAAUUAGUCGUAAUAGAGAUCGGCUAGGACAAGAUGUUAAGAAUUUAUUGAAUCGAACCCGCGGGUUUGAAUUGUCUAUCGCAUCUAAUAUUGAUUCACGAUGGUUUCAGUCGGAUUCUGUUGAUGUAUAUCUACAUGCCAUACUUGAAUCCUGCACUGAUGUUAUUCAUCGGCAUUUACAGAAUUAUAGUGAAUGGACUGAUGCCCGGAAACUAUUGGAUGUUAUUGGAGAUUUGUUAAAAGAAGUUGGAGAUAGGACAACAGAUGGGUUUGAUGCUGUAUUUUCCAAAAAAUGGUUAAAUUAUUAUAUUCGAGCAGAUGAUGAUGAUAGUCUUCUGAGACAAGAUAGGUUCUUAAUAUUCUUCACAGUCCUUGUUGUUCGCCAUCUUGUUAAGAUAGAAACUAUACUUGAACAUUUAGUUGAAAAAAAUUUGAUCCGAUUCUCAGAUAAAUUAUUGAACAAAAAACAAUUAGACUCAAAUGAAAUAAUUGAAUGUCGUAAUUUAGCUAUUUUAUUGAGAAUAUUUUUAAUACAUAAGAAUGUUUCUUCGGGAAUUCCUUUAACUACAAUGGAAAUUCAAAGGCUUCAAUUUAUUUGUGAAUCAUUUAUUCAUAAUAAUGAUUUCACAAUAAUAUCAAACGUAUUCCAAAAACUUGCCAUUAUUGAAAGUUCAUUAGGAUCUAACGAUGAUCUUGCGAUUGAAUUACAACAGCUUAGAAUGGAUUUUUCUCAGGUUUAUUGGUUUAAACAAUUAUGUAUAGCUAAUAUUGAUAAUGUAUACGAUCGAUUUGUAAAAGGUACUAAGAAACAGAACAAUAGUAAAGAAGUUAAAAAGCUAAUGAUUGAAAUAGUACGAUCAGGUCUUGGAAACUUUUCUUAUGAUAAUGACGUUAUGAACGGUUAUUCAAGCUCAUUAUGUUUUAAAAAUUUAGAAAGAAUAUUUUCCACGGUAAACUUAUGGAAUAUUCAAAAGAGUCGUAUUGAAUUUUUUAUGUGCAUGGACCAAAUAAUGCUACUAGAUUCUUCUAGUAACGGGUCUCUUCAUUCUAACAUGGAAUUGGAUGGUGAUUUAAUUAUGGGAGGAUCGGAAGAAGAUUUAAAUAAUAUAAAGAGUAGAGUAAUUGAAUAUUUCUGGGAAGAACUGGUAUUGAAGGGAAAUAACGAUUGUCUUAUAAUAAGCCAUAUAAUACGAGGUAUUCGAGAAGAUGUAGCUGCAGAGCUUCUGGAACAUGGACUUACAGUAUUAAAAAGAUGUGGAGAGUUGAUUAUAGGUAUCGAGGAAGUGUUCCGAGCUUUAUUGCUUUCAGUAAGAGACAAUAAAAAAGAAUUCAGCGAGGCAUUAAUAAAUCAAAUACAGAAAAUAAUUGACGAAAAUAAAGAUCAUACAUUUGUGCCUUGCAUUAUGACACGUAUAAAAUUGUUCGUUUUGGUAGCAAAUGUAUUGGCUGCUCGAGUUACAGCGGUUGUUACAACUAAUUCCAUCGAAUUUGCAAAUCGAGUACCAGAAUACAACCUCAUAAUGAAAUGGGUGGUUACGUUAAUUAAUUUACUUUGUAGUGAACGAAUUCAUCAAAAUGGGGGUGGUGCUGAUAACUUUGACCUGAUCCUCGAUAUAGUGUCCUUUUUGAUAGAUGAGAUGGGAAAAAUUCCUAGAGCGAUUGUUGUUGCAGAGUUGAAGGUAAAUCGAUAUCACUUUAACAUACCGGUCAUAUGGAGCAAUCGAAUUAAGCGUGUUCUUCCUCUAAAUAUUCCCAAAGAAACAUUAGGUAGACUCAAGCAUGAACUUGAUGCUUGGCAGUUAAUUGAGGGAAUUGGAGAAAAUGAUGAUUUAAAUAAUUCGGCUAUUGAUUUAUCUUGGUAUGAUGCCAAAUUUUAUCAAAAACCCAGUAAACGACUGAAAAGAUCUGAUGAAUAUGAAGAUUAUAAUUUAGAUUUCAAUAAGAAAUAUAAUGAAGAAAACGGUCAUCUCGAACCAUAAUUUUCGAAAAUUAAUUUUAUUUGUAUUAUAUAUUGUAGAUUAUUAUCGAGACAUAAGACAUUUUCUUUUAAAGUAUGGACUUACACAACACUCUGACAACUAAAAAAAGACAUUUAUCAAGUAAUAUCAGACUUGUACGAAAGUUGGAAUCAUUAUAUUAGAAUAAAUUAUAAUUAUUUAUUUGUAACUUAUUUAUUAGAUAAAUUAAAUGGUUUUUUUUUGUUUUUUUUAUUAAAAUAUAUAUAUAUAGAG
This is a messenger RNA of Rhizophagus irregularis DAOM 181602=DAOM 197198, 4740 nucleotides long. The record is from RefSeq and is a predicted model, not a curated record. NCBI's taxonomy places the organism in Eukaryota, Fungi, Glomeromycota, Glomeromycetes, Glomerales, Glomeraceae.